AUGGAGGAAUACAUCUUUCCUGACAAGGAUUCCAGUCUCCUCCCUGCCAUCAGAGAUAUCAUUGAUGGCGGUGAUGAUAUUCUGUGGUGGCUUGGAGCGAUCUCAUUCACGCAGGAGAAAGCCCCCACCAUUGGCUUUGAAAUACUGAGUUAUUUCACGGGCAAGGGCGAAGCAUUGCGGGGUAUAGAGGCCGAGCUGGCAUGA
This is a messenger RNA of Penicillium chermesinum, 204 nucleotides long. RefSeq names its product S-adenosyl-L-methionine-dependent methyltransferase. The record is from RefSeq and is a predicted model, not a curated record. Bases 1 to 204 code for a protein of 67 amino acids. The transcript has a single exon. Lineage: Eukaryota; Fungi; Ascomycota; Eurotiomycetes; Eurotiales; Aspergillaceae.